AUGGCAGACGAUGUCGAAGGACAUGAGCGGGACCAGGAAUCUUUGAAUGAGUCUCCAGAGUCACGAGGACCAAAGCGUCGAAGACGAGUGACAGACAUUUCGGAUGACAAACACGCCAAUCCUCGACGCCGAGGAAUCAUUGCAUGCGAGGUAUGUCGAGCGAGGAGAACGAAAUGCGAUGGAAAGCGCCCAGCUUGCUCGUUUUGCCAGAAGAGUAACUCAGUAUGCGAAUAUCGCAAGGUUGCAGAGCCUCCUCCGACAAAACUCGAGAGUGAGAUAACUACGAUCAAAGAACGCCUAGGGAACAUCGAACAACUUCUGGCUGCCCAGAGGAGACCUGCUGCCGUACACCGAGAUGUAGAUGCGCUUCUCUCACCACAUGCCACUUACACGAGUACCCCAGCGACAAUUGUGCCGCUGCUUGAAGGAGCUCAUUCCCAGUCGCCUUUCGUUUCAGACUCAACUGGGUUUCCCGUCAUGGUCAUCCGUAACAAGUCUUUCAUGCAUUUAGUUGGCGUAGAGAAUGACUUGGCUACACACUUAUCAAAAUUGGAGAGGCUUGCAGGAAGCAAAACGCUAGGUGAGAACGGCAGGCAUUUUCUCCUCCAACAGCAUCGGGCGAUCAAUGCAUUGAACACCUUCUUUGAAGAGAUUCAUCCGUGGUACCCAAUCUUGGAUCCUCAAUAUCAGGAUGUCUACGCUUCCGUGAUGGAUGGUGACCUCAAACCUUCGUCGGAAUCAUGUUUGGCGCUGAUUGUUGCUGCUCUCGGGCUUUUCUCCUCGCAUGACGGGCAGGAGAAGCAUGCCAUGUAUGCCGAAAUGGCGCUAAACAUGGUUGCUCGCACCGUGGCUGACUGCAGUGUACUGGCUGUUGAAGCUCUUGUGUACAUUGCAGUAUACUAUUGCUGUCUUUGCAGUCCCCUUGAAGCAUUCGAAUAUAACGCCAUCGCGUCGCUAAAGGCACAAAGUCUGCUCACAGUCAAUCGACAUCAUGUCACCGAGGCGGAUUCCGAGACUUUGAGACGUGCUUUUUGGGCGAUCCUGCUCAUUGAGAGUGAACUAUGUGUUCAAUUGGAACUCAUUGACACUGGCGUAUGGAAUUUGGACGAGUCCACCAUGCUGCCAAAAGUCCGGGAUUCAUGGAGUACCUCUCCCCAGUCACCAUUCCAAGCCCACCCCGACGGGAGCCAGACCGCAAAUCCGGGAGACGUUGACGCAUAUUUUCUUGCCGAGAUUGCCAUGCGACGGAUUUCUCAUCGUGCUCCGUCAGCGAUCCGUGGAACAUCUCGUGGCGAGCUCGUUUACGCGCCCAUCGUCGCUUCCGAAUUGAACUAUCAACUUGAUGAAUGGUACCACCACCUGCCAUCAGCCCUCAAAUUCCCCCGUGGUACUGAAGGCGAAGCUCGAGACCACAGAGGUUUGGUGUUGUUCCUAAGGACUCAAUACUAUUCCUGCAUGACUUCGAUUUACUGGCCAGCGAUUUACAAAGUCAUUCAGACUGGUAGACGCGAGAGCGACCUUGACCUGGGAUGUCAGAAAUUCUUCGAUGCCUACCACGACUUUCUGAUCAGUGCGACUGUCUGUCUUCAGCAUUGCAUCGUAAAUAAAUGGACAUUGCUGGCAAGUAUAUUUGCUUUUACUAUGGCAGCUGCUCGCGCCAUCAAAGAGCCUGCACUAGCUGAUGCCAUCCCAGCGCACCUCUUCAACUCUUUGACACUGGCAACUAAUUCUCUGGCACCGAGUGGACACCUAGGGCCUUCGCUUUCUUACCUGCAUGAUCUUCUGAAGGAGCACCUGACAGGUUUGGUGGCCUUCAGCCCCGAACAGAGUAGUCGGACUGGCAUGUCCAUCCCACAGAUGCAAAGAGCAGAUUUCACCUAG
Molecule: messenger RNA, 1881 nt
Organism: Exophiala oligosperma
Lineage: Eukaryota; Fungi; Ascomycota; Eurotiomycetes; Chaetothyriales; Herpotrichiellaceae
Exons: 7
Coding region: 1-1881 (626 amino acids)
Biological process (GO): regulation of DNA-templated transcription; DNA-templated transcription
Molecular function (GO): DNA binding; zinc ion binding; DNA-binding transcription factor activity, RNA polymerase II-specific
Source: RefSeq, a predicted model, not a curated record